Molecule: messenger RNA, 2966 nt
Organism: Balaenoptera acutorostrata (minke whale)
Lineage: Eukaryota; Metazoa; Chordata; Mammalia; Artiodactyla; Balaenopteridae
Gene: DERL3
Product: derlin 3
Exons: 6
Coding region: 58-1089 (343 amino acids)
Biological process (GO): endoplasmic reticulum unfolded protein response
Cellular component (GO): endoplasmic reticulum membrane; Hrd1p ubiquitin ligase ERAD-L complex
Molecular function (GO): misfolded protein binding; ubiquitin-specific protease binding
Source: RefSeq, a predicted model, not a curated record
UUUGGAGGCAGGUUAAGAGCGCUCGGUGGUCGGGCCACGCGUUCCUGAGAAGGUUCAAUGGCGUGGCAGGGGAUGGUGACCGAGUUCCUGCAGGUGCCGGCGGUGACGCGGACCUACACCGCAGCCUGCGUCCUCACCACCGCCGCCGUGCAACUGGAGCUCCUCAGCCCCUUCCAGCUCUACUUCAAUCCGCACCUCGUGUUCCGGAAGUUCCAGGUCUGGAGGCUCGUCACCAACUUCCUCUUCUUCGGGCCCCUGGGAUUCAGCUUCUUCUUCAACAUGCUCUUCGUGUUUCGCUACUGCCGUCUGCUGGAGGAGGGUUCCUUCCGCGGCCGCACGGCCGACUUCGUCUUCAUGUUUCUCUUCGGGGGUGUCCUUAUGAUCCCUCUUCUUCCUGGGCCAGGCUCUCACAGCCAUGCUGGUAUACGUAUGGAGCCGCCGCAGCCCCCGGGUGAGGGUCAACUUCUUCGGCCUCCUCACCUUCCAGGCGCCAUUCCUGCCCUGGGCGCUCAUGGGCUUCUCAAUGCUGCUGGGCAACUCAAUCCUCGUGGACCUCCUGGGGAUUGUUGUGGGCCACAUCUACUACUUCCUGGAGGAUGUCUUCCCCAACCAGCCUGGCGGCAAGAGGCUGCUGCUGACCCCUGGCUUCCUGUGAGUGCUGAGAUGACAGCCCUCCCUACUCCCCCCCAGAUGGUUCCCUACCCCAUGGGGGAACCCCUGUUGGCUGAAGCUCAGCGUGGGCCCCUCCCCACAGGAAGCUGCUACUGGAUGCCCCAGAGGAGGACCCCAAUUACCUGCCCCUCCCCGAGGAGCAGCCAGGACCUCUGCAGCAGUGACCCCACCCAAGGCCAGGGCCAGCCCCAGGGGCCCAUCUUCCCGGCCUCCGGCAGGCCUGCAUUCCCCCCGCAACCCCGGCUUGUAGCACAGCUACCUGUCCUGGAGGCUGGGCCAUGCCCAGGGCCCACCCGAAUAAACAAUGACCUGUAUCCUCUUCACACACAGCACUGGCCCUCCUGCCUCGGCCGGCCACACCUUUCCAUGCAGGGUAGGUGCUGCUGGCCUUCACCAAGGGCCACCAACCGAGCCUGACCUGCUCUCUCAGACCAAGAGCAGGUGGUAGGAUGGGAGGCCCAGAGAGGGUCCAGAACCUACCCACAAUUGCCAAGCAGAGCUUUGAGCUCUCAUCCCCACCCUGACUGUGCCUCAAUUCAGCCUUCAGUGAGGGGUGUCAGAUCUUGGUGGCGGGGCCAGGACUGGGCUAGCCGGUCAUGCUGAGCCCAGUCUGUGGUGGCUGCUGCCCGAGGGGCCCUCAGGCUGAUGCCUCCCUAGGCCCCUCCUGUCCCUCACCAGCAACCCACAAGGGGAGCUUUGCCUCAUUUUCCAGCUAAGCAGCUAAAGGACUGGCUAAGUACCCACAGGGCCAGGUGCAGAAAGGGGGCAGGCCCUUUCUGUGACCCCAAAGCCUUAAGUGUCACCUUAGCAGAGUCCAACGGCUGAGGCGGAGACCUCUGGGAAGCUCUGCCCCUGCCAUUUUCAGUUGAGGACGCGGAAGCCUCCUCUGGCCCACAGCUCACUUGCAUCAGAUGACCAGUCCACAUGGUUUAUUCCUGGAUCGUCACCAGCACGAGCGCUCCUCCAGCCACCGGCUGUCACAUUCACAGAUGACAGAAGUAUUCGCCAUGGAAUUGGACCUUGACGUUGUAGUGAAACCUUUGGUGCAGCAGUGGGCUCUGCGGUGGGCAGGUGGCAUGUGAAGGCCCCUCGCCGGGCCUCUCCCAGGCAGGUGGCCAGCCUGGCCAGUGGGCUGAGGCAGGCAGGGUGUGUCCCACCCACCAGCUGGGGGCUUGGGCCACCUCCUGCUGGCCUGAACACACACCUCAGCAGUGGAGCCCACUUGUCUCCAAAGCCAGCUGGGCCUGGAGCCUUCCUCUUUGUUCAGGGCCUUCCAGUGAAGCCCAGCUGUCUCCUUGCUUGGGGUCCAGCAAGUUCCACUCCUGGAUGAAGGGCAGUGGCUGGAGUACAAAUUCCUAGGACGUGCUCAUGAAGCCCCCCACCACCCCCGCCCCAGCCCAGACGCUAGCCCCAUCUCACCCCACAUCCCACAGCGAGAACCCUCAGAGCUCUGCCCCUGCCCAGUGUGGGGCUUGGGCUGGGUACUGGGUGCCAUGGGGCCCCAGCCAUGCUCCGGGGAGCAGAGCAGUCCUGACCCUCAGCCCUGCCAGCAACUGAAGGUGCGGGGUCUGGGCCCAUGGUCUUCAGUUAGACUGUAGCUGUGCCCGGGUCACCCUGCGGUGCCUGGCCCAGUGAGGAGGCCCCCAUGUGCCACCCUCCUGGGUCCCACAUCGCAGGCAGAGUGGGGACCCUUCCACAUUACAGAAGAGGAUGCAGAGCUGCAUCACUCUACGAGUUGGCGCCAGGUUGGGUGUACUGCUCCACACUCUUCUCCUGUUACUCCUCACAACCGGUGGGGAGGGAGGGGCUGGCCCGGCCACAGCAUCAGCUGGGGGUGGAGAUGGGCCCCAGUCCACCUGUUAUGUGUGAGGUGCUAGGAGGUGUGGCAAGAGCAGUGCACACCUGCUGGAGCUGAACAGCUGGGCACGGGCACCCGGGCUGGCAACACGCCCUCAAUGACCGCAUAAGAUGGGGCCUCUCCAAGGACCAGAGAAGCAUGCUCCUGGCUGGGGGCGGAGCUGUGGCUGAUAGGGCAAGCGGCCCUGCCUGCUGAGCCUCACCACCUUCUCAUCCCUCUGGGACUGCAAGGACUUGCUGAGCACAGGUGGGUGGGAUGCCGGGGCCAAGGGGAAUCAAAACUGCUCUGACUCAGGGGCCUUGCAGGGCUGAGAAUAGAGCCACGGCCCUGCUAAGGCCCAGCUGGGGACAUGAGGUGGAGGAGGGUGAGGGGUCAGCCCGCAGCCUCGACCACGUGUGCUCUCCCCCAUUCUUGUUUUUAUGCCACCACUUUGAAG